Messenger RNA from Cyprinus carpio (common carp), 1052 nucleotides. RefSeq lists its product as uncharacterized. The coding region runs from base 127 to 999 and encodes 290 amino acids. The record is from RefSeq and is a predicted model, not a curated record. NCBI's taxonomy places the organism in Eukaryota, Metazoa, Chordata, Actinopteri, Cypriniformes, Cyprinidae. The transcript is spliced from 5 exons.
UCUGGUUGUCUGGUUGAGUGAGUGUUUUGAUCACUGACCUAAACUCUUCAGAUUCACGAGAUUUACACACAGUCUUUUCAGACUAUUCACAGUUUACACACAUUGUGUCAUCAGUAUAAUCAGAGGAUGUCUACAACAGCUGAGCGCAGAGAAUCUGAGCGUGCGCCUGUCGCUCGAGCGGCCUGGGCUUCGAGAGAAUCGAGCUUCGAGAGAAUCGAUCUGAACGAAGAAAUGAAGCACCGCUCAGCAGACAAAGGGAAGAAGGUGAAAGCGGUGCGUGUCUUCCUCCAGAAGCUGUGUCCAGACAGAGUGCUGCGUCUCUCAGCACAGACGGACGCUCAUCUGGACCACCCCGAGGUGACGGCUGUCCCGGGUCCCUCGGCCGCUCCGGAGCUGCUGUGUCUGCCGGGUCAGGUGUGUGAAGAUCCGGAGAUCAGAGAGCCAACGCUUCGUCCGGAUCCAUCCGCUCUCAGCCUCGCUCACAAUGUGAGGAAGAGGAGAGCAGUGUGUGUGUUCUUCCGGAGAGCGUGUGAGUGUGUGAAGCAGCUCUUCCCCUGCUGUGACCCGGACAGAGUCCAGCCUCCUAAAGCAGAGCCGGACCUGGACCGACCCCAGCUCGUUCUGCCGGAGCAGGACCUCCAGUCGUCUCCUGAGGAAGAAGCUCCCUCCGAGAUCCAGCCCCACGAUGCAGUUCUGUCCGGUCCAGUGUCCGGUCCAGUGGUCAGUCCAGUGGUCAGUCCAGUGUCCAGUUCGGUGUCGAUCGGGUCAGAAACAGCACCGGACACAGUGUUGCCUGAUCCAGAAAUCCAGCUGCCUCAAGGAUCCAUCGUGUCUUUGUUUGAAGUGGGACAUCUGAUCGCGUCCGGGAACUUCAGCAAGGUCUACGAGGGGACACACAUAUUCAGCGACAACGUGAAGGUUGCUCUGAAGUGUGUCCCCAAGCGCAGAGCGGACCGCUACCUUGACAUUCCUGGUCACUCCAGACCGGUGCUUUGCUGAAGUGGCUCUGAUGCUGCGGCUGGGAGAAGCUCCCUCGUGCCCCAACAUCACGG